AUGCACUUAUUUAACGCCCUCCCAAACGCUGUGAAGGAUAAAAAGAAUACGGCCCCCAAUUUCUCAACAAAUAUAAUUGAAGCCAAUUCUGAAGCCAUAUCUUUGCAAGAAAGAAUCGGGCGUGCGGGUCCUCGCUGGUCUUUUCUCGUAAGACGCACCAUCUCAUGCUUCCACCAACAUCUUUCCUCUUAUGGGUCAUUUGGUCAAGCGUUUUGCAGAAAAAUACAUUGUGCGUCUAGCCACCGGCUGGCUUCAGAAUCGGCUUCACCAAUGUUUGUUGAGAAAUUGGGGGCCGUAUUCUUUUUAUCCUUCACGGCGUUUGAGAGGGCGUUAAAUAAAUACAUGAAGAAUAACCACGUGGUAUUUGCACUAAUUGAAACCCCACAGCUGUUAUGCUUUACGAAUGGGCGCACUAAAACGCUGCAGGCGGUCUGCAACGCAAACGGAAAUUCGAGAAAUCCGAAGAAACUACCCAUAAGUUUUCUUGAUCGCUGCAAGAUCGGCUUGCGGUAUAUCGACCACUGA
This is a messenger RNA of Opisthorchis viverrini, 525 nucleotides long. RefSeq lists its product as hypothetical. The transcript has 5 exons. Bases 1 to 525 code for a protein of 174 amino acids. Lineage: Eukaryota; Metazoa; Platyhelminthes; Trematoda; Opisthorchiida; Opisthorchiidae. The record is from RefSeq and is a predicted model, not a curated record.